AGUAGCUGUUCAAACCAAUUGGACUAAUAAAGAUGAAUAGCUAGAAUACUUUCACCGAAUUAUAAUAACGACACGGAAUCAUAUAGUAGCACAAAGACACUAGAUAUAAGAAAUUAAAUUAUAUUCUCUGGCAUAUCACAAAGAAGUGGGAUAUCACCAUGUUAUUUGGUACUGUGUCAAAUGUCCAAUUAAGCCGGGACAAUCUUAUUUCUACUGCACACGUUUUGUACUCGUAAUCAAAUAAUGGGCGGUUCAACAAGCUCUCCGAUCCCUGGCGGUGGGACGUCUGGGUACCACAUUCUGCGAGUUCAGGACGGUUCACCUGGUCAUCAAGCUGGUUUGGAAGCUUUUUUCGAUUUCAUCGUUGCAGUUGGCGACAAACGUCUGGAGGAAGAUAAUGACUGCAUUAGAGAUUUAUUACAGGCUAAUAAAGAUAAACCUGUUCGCCUACUUGUUUAUUCGUCUAAAUCUCAAUCUUGUCGUGAAGUAACUCUAAUCCCCAAUAAUCAUUGGGGUGGUCAGGGUUUGAUGGGUGUCAGUAUUCGAUAUUGUUCAUUUGACAGAGCUAAUGAAAAUGUAUGGCACGUAUUAGGUGUAGAGUCUAAAUCACCAGCGGAUUUGGCUGGAUUAAAACCAUACACAGAUUACAUAAUUGGUGCAAACUCCGUAUUGAAUAAUGUAAGCUUGUUUUCGAUGUAUUUUGCCACAUAUUUACUAGUUGCGCUUUAUUCAUGUUGUUGAUUAAAUAAUUUACUAAGUACAUGUUUAAAUUUUCGACUUUGAUCCACACUAGGUGUAGGGACUAGUGUCAUUAUCAGGUUGUAUAAGACUAUGGGAUUCAAACCUGUAAUCUGUUGGUUAAAAGCCAAGUACAUUAACCACCGAGUCACUGCCCCAUUUUCGAUUUUUUUUUGAUUGUAUUAAAUACCGAUAAUUGCAUUUCGUUGUAGAAAAGGAAUUUCGUAUAUAUAUAUAGUUAUAGCGGAGUUUUCGGUUUGUAACGAAUGCUUCUUGUUGUUCAAAUAAUGAACUGAGUACCUAUUGAUAGAUUAUUAACGGUGAUACAAUGUAAUGUAAAUAGCUGUCUUCGCAAGAUACUCAACAUCCAUUGGCCGGAUACCAUCAGCAACAGCCUUCUGUGGGAGAGAACAAACCAACUUCCAGCUGAAGAAGAAAUUAGGAAAAGACGAUGGAAAUGGAUAGGACAUACAUUACGCAAAUCGUCAAACUGCAUCACGAAGCAAGCCCUAACUUGGAAUCCUGAAGGGAAGCGAAAAAGAGGAAGGCCAAAGAACACAUUGCGUCGGAUAAUAGAAGCAGAUAUGAAAAGGAUGAAUUACAACUGGAAGGAGCUAGAAAGGAUUGCCCAGGACAGGGUUGGAUGGAGAAUGCUGGUGAGCGACCUAUGCUCCUUCACGAGGAGUAACAGGCGUAAGUAAGUAAGUAAGUAAGUAAGUAAUAUAAUCCAUUAAUAACUGCUGACAAGAUCGAAUUGUUUACGAAUGCCUCUAAAUAAACUGAUAACACAAGUCUAUAGAGCACGUUCUUAUUACUUAAUAAAAUAACGAAAGUCUAUGAAAAAUAUUAAACACUAAAAUAAACAUGACCAAAGGUUAUGUUAAACUUAAGUUCAUUAGGUCACUCGACCACAAAUCAAAUUUAACAUCACCAUAUCGACAUUCGUUCACUCCUAUCAUAUCAUUACUUUUCUGAAUUUGUAGCCCAGUGUAAUCAUGUGAUAUAACGAGAAGGGUCUUACCUAAUUGAAAUUCGAGUAACCUACAAAAUUAAUUCUCUUCCUUUAUCUCGUCUGUUGAUAUCAGUACAGUUUCUGGCGCACGCCAAUCAAUCGGUCUCAUGAGCAGUUAUCACGUGACCACAUUGUAUAUCAGCUGUCGAUUACCAUUGGAUUUAUUCAUUCAACAAUCCACGAACCUACUCAAAAUCCUCCCCAUAACGAUUUGAUACGUGGCUGAAAUUAUAAAUCACACAUUUGGUUUUCCUAAUACAUGCGGUGACGAUCAGGUGGUCAAAGUGCUUGAGUUUAAAUCGCCUUGUCCCAAUUCGGUUUAGAGAGCCGAUUAUCGUUAGGUUUACGCAAAGUCUGAGUAUAAGCCAAGCUCAUAAACUUGCUCUUGGUGACUAGUUUGCACCAACCGACUUCAGUCUCAUUUGUUAUAUUGUAAUGUAUGUAGAUGUAGUGUUCGUAACACAAUGCCUAACCAUUUACAUUGUAACUGAAGAUCUAAGUAGGAAGUAGGGUGAGUGUGCCUGCACCGCUGAAACUAAUUUUAUAUGUCCAAUAUCAAGCGUAAUAACUAGCCAGCAGUCAUGGGGCGUAUCAGUAUCACAUUUUGUAGCUAUGACUGUAUCUCAAUUUAGCCUAUAUCAUUCCGGCUUUUUAUCAUCCUGAUCCACGUUGCAGUGUCUCACAUUAAUCUUGUCGCAAACAUAUCAACAAACGUUUACUUUACAUUCAGCUUGCAUAUAGACUUUAUCUAUGGGAGAUUACAUGCAAAUAAACACAUAACACUUAAAUCCAGAAAGUUUUUUAUGUAAUCGUUUAGUAUUUUUCUUAACAAACAAGCCCUUUUUUCAUGAGCUUAUUGUCUUUAAAUGUUUUAUAUACAUUAACAUAUCUAUGAAGAGAGAUGAUUUUUUCGAACUAAUCGAUUCUUCCGACGGGCACGUGAUUCAAUUGUAUGUUUAUAAUUCUGAAUUGGAUUCAUGUCGUGAAGUACAUCUCAAACCUGAUUCCAACUGGGGUGGGAAUGGCUUACUCGGUUGUGAUAUUGGUUAUGGUUAUUUACAUCGUAUUCCAACAGCAGCAUCAACACUGCCUGAAUCAUCACAGUUACCGAAUAAUGUGCCGCAUUAUCCACAGGAAUCUCUGAAAUCGUCAACUGUUAGUGAAUUAAAAUUACCACCUGCGUCAUCAAAUGAAAUUACUAACGGAGUUGCUGCUCCUUGUUAUCCUCCACCUUCGUAUACGUUCAACAAUACACCAUCAAAUAAAUUUGCUGAGGUUCCUCUAGUAUCUUCAUCAAUGCAACCCACAAUACCGCCUUCAUCGACACCACUUCCAACUACUUAUCCUACUCAAGUUCCUGUAGAUCAUUUUAACUAUGCUUACGCCCCCGUCCCAUCUUCAGCAUUUACACAAAAUUCAAAUAUCCCGCCUCCUGCACCUCUUCCUCCUGGAUUGACAAAUAUAUUUAGUAUGCCAUCAAUAAGUUCUCCAUCUGUUGUUGGCGGUGUUCCUGUCGUAUCUUCAGAUGCACCUUUGAUUUCUUUCGAAUCUACAAAAAAUGUUGGAAAUGCUCCUCAAUAUUCACAGUUUAAUAUACCACAAAUGCCAAGUGCUCAAUAUUUUCAACCUGUCACUGAUAGUCUACCUACUUCUACGAUGAUUGCACUGCCUGGAAUGCCACCAUUAGACGUUAAAAUGCCUCCUCUAGAAAGUAUGUUAUAUAUGUGUUAUAAACAGUUUAUAUGGUUUAAUCUAAAACUGUAUGUACUGUUAAUGUUUUUCACUUUUAAGCAAUUAGUAUUUCCACUAACCGAUAUUAAACACUGAUUUCUCUUCACAUCAUAUAGCACUAAUCAUUAUCUAGCAUUGUUUAUUUCAAUUGUUCGAUAUGUACAGUUCUUUAGAUUUCUAUAUCUAUCAAUAGCGUACCCAGAUAAUAAGUAAAAGAUAGAUCUAAACAAAUAUAGGAUAAUACAAAUAUUAGACCUAUCAAAUAGCUAAGUAAUGAUGUAGCGGUAAACACAACUGAUUUAAUUUGAAUACUUUUAAGUUAGUGAAUAUAUUGUGUUACUUUUCCUACUAUUUUUCAGUAGUUUAUGUUUCUUCUUGUUUUUCAAACUCAUUAUUAAGAUUUUUGACGGAUUUUCGGUUUUUAACAUUAACUCCUAUAAACAUUUAGGGACCAGAUAAGCUAAGGAUAUGAUGAAUGUUAUUGUCUACUUUUUUUCAUUUCCACAUUUUCCAUUCAGUGAAUGCUAUCUUCACUCGGGUUUUCAUUCAGAAUCUACAAUAUUUUUCUAACAGUUGUUAAUGCACAGAAUAUUUCUGAAGACAGUGAAUUCAUCUAUAUACUGACCGUUGAAUUGGACAUGUACAUAGAUGUGUCAGGUCUUACAUUGUUGUCUGAUAGUGGAUUAUAAAAUUUAUUUUCACACUUUAUAAGUAAUAUUCUAGUCAGUAGAUUUAUACCCUGAGAUUCAGUUUAGAAUUCUGCUGUGAUCAUAAAAUUCACCAGUUACACUAAUCAUCAGCAGUUCAAUACAUACUAUUUUAUAUGUAAACCUUGAAAAAAGAUAAAGUUGGUAUGGUGUUUAUUUUUUAACUGGUUGAUAAUCAAGCUGAAUAUAGAUAUAAUCAAUAAAUUUUUAAGGUUGGCUACUCUUAUAUCAAUUAUACUCAUACUACUAGAAGUAUUACUCUACAUAUUAAACUGAGCUUCUAAACUUCAUUAUAUAACUAAUAAGUUAAAAGUGUAAUUUACAAAUCUGUUGUUAUGUAAUUCCUGACGAGUAUACACAAAUAGCAGUUAUUAACAUCUUUUCUAGUAAAGAAUUGUUUUUCUUGUAUUUAAAACUUAUAAAUAAAGGUUUAGUGUUGGUUCAUAUCCAUGUGUAAUCCUUCUCGUAUAGGAUACCUUCCGUAUUCAGAUAUUGGCAAUGUAUGGUCUCGUUUAUUGAUGUUAUAUAAGGUUGUGUAUAAUUAGAUGUUAUGUGAAAAUUUCUCCUAUUCACUUGCAAUCUACAUAUCUAUUGAAUUAACUAGGUAACAUGUAAUGCGUAUAUAUUAGUUCAUAAAUCCUGUUUACUUCAAAUGAAAACAGCUAAGAUGGAACACUUAAAGAAUAAAUCAUCCAACUUACGCCUGUUACCCUACAUGGAGGAGCGUAUGCUGCCUACCAGCACUCUCCAUCCAACCCUGUCCUAGCCAAUCCUUUCUAGUUGUUUCCUGUUGCUAUUCAUCCUUUUCCUGUCUGCUUCCAAUUGCCGACACAGUGCGCUGUUUGGCCUUCCUCUUUACCGUUUCCCUUCAGGAUUUCAAGUUAGCGCUCGCCUCGUGAUGCAAUUUGCUGAUUUCCUCAAUGUAUGUUCUAUCCAAUUCCAGUGUCUUUUCCUGAUCUCCUCUUCAGCUGUAAGUUAGUUUGUUCUCUCCCACAGUAUGUUGUUGCUGAUGGUAUCUAGCUAACGGACAUUCGGUAUCUUAUGUAGACAAUUGUUUAGAAAUACUUGUACAUUUUUGAUGAUGGUUGUUGUAGUUCUCCAAGUUUCGGCUCCAUGCAGUAGGACUGUCUUGACGUUCGUAUUGAAGAUUGUGACUUUGGUAUUGGUUGACAGUUGUUUUGAGUUCCAUAUGUUCUUCAACUGUAAGAAUGCUGUCCUUGUUUUCCCAAUCCUCGCUUUUACGUCUGUAUCGGAUCCUCCUUGUUCAUCGAUCAUGCUUCCCAGAUACGUGAAAGAUUAAACCUCUUCCAGAGCUUCUCCAUCAAGUGUGAUUGGGUUGGUGUUCUCUGUGUUGUAUUUCAGUAUCUUGCUUUUUCAUUUAUGUAUUUUCAGGUCUACUGUUGCAGAGGAUGCUGCUACACUGUUUGUCAUGACCUGCAUUUGUUGGUGUGUGAUGGGAUUGAAGGAAUGGUUUAUUUGAGAAGUCCGAAUUGUUUAGUUGCAUCCAACCUGUCCAUUGUAUUCCGUGCUUCCUCUCAGAUGUUGACGUCUUCAUAAUGCAGUCGACUAUCAGAAGAGAGAAAAAGGGGAAGAGUAAACAGCCUUGCCUGACUCCGGUCCUCACUUGGAAUGCACCUGCUAACCGUCCUCCAUGCACCACUUUGCAGUCUAGUUUGUUGUACGAAUUCCGAAUGAUGUUGACGAUUUUCUCAGGCACACCAUAGAGUCGAAGAUCUUCAUAAUGUUCUCCUAUCCACACUGUCGAAUGCUCUUCCGUAGUCAAGGAAGUCAAUGUACAGUGACGUGUUCCAUUCAAUUGAUUGUUCAACGAUGAUCCAUAGUGUCGCGACUUCGUAUGUACACGACUUGUCCUUAUGGAAUCCAACCUGUUGAUCUUGAAGCUGGAAGUCUACUGAAUCUUUCAUCCAGUUCAGUAACACUGCUGAAAACUUUUCCUGGUACCUGUAGUAGUGCACUGCCUCUAGAAAGGACACCUCAUCAAGAUACCAAAGAGAAGAUUUAAGCAAUUGUGAGAACUAUAGUAUGUCAACGCUUGUUCUUCCUCCCAAAUCCUCCUGAAUAGAGUAUGAAGCAUGCUUGCAAUUACUUCUCUGUCUGACUUCAGUGCUUCAGCUGGUAUAUUGUCAGGUUCUGCUACUUUCCCACAUUUGACUUAUCUGAUGGCCAUCUCGAUUUCUUCGAUCGUUGGUGGAGCGAAAUCUAUAGGAAGGUUUGUAGGUGCUGCUUCGAUAUCCGGUGGAUUAAACGGAGCUGGUCUGUUCAAGAGUUCCUCGAAGUAUUCUACCCACCUUUUCCUCUGUCCAUGAAUUUCAGUGACUGGCUUGCCUUCUUCGUCCCUGGUCGGUUUCUUUAGUUUACUAUAUUUCCCUGCCAGUUUCUUCCUUGUGUCAUAUAGUUGUUUCAUAUGUCCUUUUCUAGCAGCUUUUCCCGCUGUUAUUGCUAACCCUUCCACGUAUUUAUGCUUGUCGACUAUAAUGCUCCUCUUCACUUGCUUGUUUGGCUUUGAGUCCCGACCGUUGUUGCUACCUUGACCUGGUGGUCGGGCUUGCCUAUCGUGAUGAAGCAACCGAGCUAUACUGGCUGGAACAACCGUUCCUCAAGGUCCUACCAUGUCAGACAGGUCGGUUGAAGAGCGGUAAGACUAAAAGCAACAAACCUAAGGUCCGAAGGCGAAGUCGUCUUGCUGACUGUACAGAGGUGUGACAGCAGUAAGGUGUUUCCUUCAGACAACCAGCAUGACAUCGAUGCUGCCUUCACACAAGGAAUACUUAUCGGCGUCCGACAAUGGUGGUCUUUCUUGACUGAAAAGCAGCAUUAGACUCCGUAGACCGCGAGACCCUGUGGCAGUAUCUGUCAUUGAAAGGCGUACCUCAGGGGUACAUAAACCUUGUGAAGGCUCUUUACUCGAACACCACCAGUUGAGUCAGAGGUAAAACGCUGGGUAUUAGGGAAUGAUGGUAAAUCAGUUGAUAAGGUUGUGGAUCUUCAUCGACUGAGAUGGUUGGGCCACGUGUUACGUAUGCCUGAACACUGAUUACCACGACGUGCAAUGCUAACCGAUGUUGGUGAUGGUUGGAAGAAAUUUAGGGGCGGCCAAACUAAAACGUGGCAUCAGUGCUUAAAGUCAUUAACUUCUAGUCCUAGCAAUGUUGAUAGAUGCAGACUACUUGGUUGGGGUCCGCGUGACUAUUGUAACCAACGGUUUGAGACUGUGAGUGACAUGGCUCAGAAUCGAUCACAGUGGAGUAGGUGUAUACACUCUCUGUCUUCCCUUAAACCAUGAGAUAAAAAUUGCUUUAUAUUUUUCUUUUACAAACUAAUUCUUUCUUCUUGUAUUAUAUCGUUAUACGCAAUCUUUCUUUUGUAUAUUACCACCUCUGAAUUAACUACUUUUAUGAAUCCGGUGUCCAUCUUGUUGUGUUAAUGAGUUGUGGCAACUUGGACCGAUGCAUAUAUGUGCCUGGUCGUACGUUGUAGCUGACUGACUGACUUGGUUCUGCGUAUUCAGCUUGUGCCCUGACUUUCUCUGUUCUUGUUCGGCUGUUGUUAAUUGUUGUCUUCUUGUUCUUUCGUUCUUGAAUCUUGUCUAGUGUUUCAAUAGAGGUCCAUUAUCUAUGAUGAUGCUUGUUGCGACUUAGAACCUCCUGACACGUCGAAGUUAGUGCUCCUUCAGUCCCUUUCCAUUUGUCCUCCAUAGUAAUUUCUUCUUCUUUCAGUAGAAUCUGUAAAACUUGGAACUUGUUGUUGAGAGUUAUCUUGAAUUCGUUGAGUCUGUUAGUAUCUCUUGGGAAGUCUGAAUUGAAUCUUUUUACUGAUGUUUCCCCAGCUUUUCAGUAUUUUUAGCUUCCGUUUCAUCUCGGCAACCACCAGGCGCGGUGAUCUGAAGCUAUGUCAGCUCUUCUCCUUGUCCUUCAUCUUCCACUGUCCUUCGGAAUUUUUUAUUGGUACAAAUAUGAUCUUUCCGGUUCUCUGUGUUGUAGUCCGGUUAGACCCAUGUAACUUUGUGUGUGAAUGUUGUGCGGCCUAUAAUUUUCAUUUAUUUAUUUAUUUUAACACAUAGAUAUUGGUACAAGGGGGCAUCAAAUACAUAUGCGCCACACAAAUCUCAUUUGAUAUGUGUGAGGGCUGUGAUACUGCCGGGGUGCUCAAACCGAAGCAGGUGGUUUUCUUAGGGGGCCACACCCGGAGCCUUCGACCGGAAGGUCUGAUCCAUAAGGCAGUGGAGCAUCGUAAGGAGAUGCAGUCCCAUGGUAGCCGAUGACCAACGAUUGGUUCAUACGCCAUUUGUUCCUUCAGGAUACUGGAGCCCAUGUGCACCAGUGGUUUGGAAUCAGGGUUUUCCGACUCCCCUAGGUUGACUCUCCGUGUUCACCAACCCGGUUAAAGCUCUGGACAUUCUCUUUUCGUCCUCUCAAUUUCGUAAACAACAGUAAUGCCGCGAGAGGGCAGUGAGUAAGACUUCCCUGGCAGAGGCUAUAUACGCGUGUCGGCUCAGUGGUCUAGAGGUUAAGCGUUUAUGAGGCCUAUAACCAUUUUGUUGAAUCCACAUAGAUUUACAAAUCUCUCCCGACUUUCCUUCUUUUCUCCUAGUCCAUGUUUCCCCAUGAUAUCUUCGUAACAGUUGUUGUCCAUUCCGACUUGGGCGUUUAGUUCUGCUAUUAGGAUGGUCGGGUCUUUUCCUGAACACUUCUCUGCAAUCGAUUGCAGCUUCUCAUAGGACUGAUCUUUAUCGUCAUCAUUGCUAUCAUUGGUGGGUGCAUAACAUUCCUUGUGUAUUCUCUCAUUCUUUGUUUUGAAGGAUGCUUUGAUGAUCCUGGGUCCAUGAGAUUCCCAUCCGAUCAUUGCAUUUCGUGCUUCUUUGGACAGCAUCCGAGCGAUUCCCUGAGUGUGUGGAACAAUUUCCUCUUCGUCACUGGAGUACAUCGGCAUCUCUCCCGUACCUAACUUUUGCUGUUCAGCUUGGGUUCAAUGGGUUUCGCUGAUUCUGAGAACCUCCAAGUUGUAUCUUUUCAUUUCCAUUGCUAUUUGACUGAUCCUCCCGGUCUCCCACAUUGUCCGAGCAUUCCAUGUACCUAUAAAAAUUGUUGUUCUAGUUGUUAGAAGGGUCAUCGGCCUCGUGACUUUCGAAGAACCUUGGCUUUCAUCAUGAGGCGUCAUAAUUCUUCCUUUAACUUCCAGGGCAGAGUUCAAAUUAUUUAAUCUGGUUGGCGUUUUUUAGCAAGGUUUUUUUCUACGGGAUGUGGUUGCCGACCCCAUGCACAACCCUCCUCCUUUAUUCAGGUUUGGAACUGGCAGUAACAUUAGAAGAGCUGCAAGCGGAGUUAAAUAAUACAAUGAGUAAUAAUAUUCGAAUGAUAAAAGAUAUGUUAAAUAACUGGGAUUUAUGUGUUUUAAAAUUUAGCAUAAGUGCAUAUUUGUUUAAUUUUUCUCUUAUCGAUCAUUGUUAUAGGUUUAGUCAAAGUAAAAUUUGUAAUGUGAUACAUACUGAUUAUUAUAUUUCGGUAAACAACAAUAUUAAUAGCGGUGACACAUUAUGCAAUCGCACUCCAAUGUUUUACUAUUGUCUUCUAUUAUUUUCAUUUUUAAAAAAGGCAGAACAAGCUAUAUAAAGUGAAUUUAUUUCAGCGCUUAGCGAUUGUUGUUCUUGUCGUACCAACUUCACCAAGUGAACUAAGUGUAUGAAAGCAUUGUUAUUGUUUACUCCAAAGCAUUAUCAUGAACAUUUUCGGUGAGUAGAAGUUAAGAGGUGCACGUCGCAGGAACAUUGACUCACGUUCAUAGUAGUUUGGUUAACUCGGCUUGCGUAUGAGGUGUUGUUAAGUGCGGAGGUAUAAAGCUGGUUACAAUUUCCUGGUUUCUUACACCUUAAAGGAUGCUCCUUGAGGAACCUUAAUAGGAAAUCGGGUAUGGAGUGCUUUUGAUAACUUUGGAGUGUGACCAUAGUGUCCAAGGGUCUACUGUUUGAUGUUGGUCGCAGUUUUUUUCUCAGUUCUACUGUGUUAGCUCUUCGUUUUAAAGACGAUACAACCAGCCUUGGAAGUCCGUAGGGUAAGUUAUUUUUAAGACCGACUUUCUCUAACCCUCUCCUUCCGUUGUAAGAAGGUAGCAUUACUGUAGGUGAAGUUUUCUUCGAGGAAGCAUCUUACUGCCACCACACUCCAGUACAGCCAUUAGUAUGACUUCGCCCUCAGUUCACAAGUUUUUUGCUUCUGGUUUUGCCACCUCUCCAACCGACGUGAUUUUCACGGCAGGAUCUAAAGGAACAACUGUUUCAGGUUAUAUGGUUCAGUUGGAUCACCGCGAUGUAGAAGCCCGAUCACAACAUCAAUUUAGCAGUCACAAUCGAGUGAUAAAUAACUGGCAUCCCAUUGGAGAAUUAUAGAUAAAUUCUGCUUUCAGGUUUAACGGAGAUUCACACCAUCUCUUCGAUUCCAAUAUUAAUCUUAUUGAGUUUUAAAUAUUUAUUUUUAAGUCAUCAAUCCUCUCCUAGAUAACAAUCUUAUUUGUUGUGGAAACUAUGGGUAAACAUUCAAGGUACAUAAACUUCUUCACUUAGUCCUUCUUGGCAAUAAAAGGAUAUAGGAUAUUGAAAAUGUUAUUUUUUGGUAAACAAAAACUUGGGUUAUUUAUCCGAAUCUCUUCAGUAUUUGUUGCAUCAAAGAAUAUGAUGUAAUAAAGAACACUGAAUGAUCUAUUUCCAUCCACUUCAUGAGCACUAUCGAUC
Schistosoma haematobium is the source of this 10933-nucleotide messenger RNA. RefSeq names its product Golgi reassembly-stacking protein 2, variant 2. Gene Ontology annotation, molecular function: protein binding. The transcript is spliced from 4 exons. Gene Ontology annotation, biological process: Golgi organization. NCBI's taxonomy places the organism in Eukaryota, Metazoa, Platyhelminthes, Trematoda, Strigeidida, Schistosomatidae. The coding region runs from base 2642 to 3577 and encodes 311 amino acids. Gene Ontology annotation, cellular component: Golgi apparatus. The record is from RefSeq and is a predicted model, not a curated record.